CGUGUCUCUCUGUUUCUCUCAUCUUUAGAGAAAGCUUUUGCUGCAACUACUUUGAUACUUCUCUUUUCUAUUAGCUGAAUCUACGAUGACAUUUUUGUUUUUCCUCGUUGUUAUCGCCUAAUUAAUCAGAACGCAAAAUGGGUUGGAUUUGGAGGAAAGGGAUCAGUGUGGGAAAGAAGGUUCUUGCGGCAGGUUUUGUUAUGGCUUCUGCACCAUUCCUUGUUCCACCACUAGUUGUUGCCUCCACGAUUGCAUUGAUCUCGUCUCUUCCUUAUUGUUUAUUCUUGGCGAGCUAUGUUUGUACUGAAAAGCUGAUGAGGAAACUGCUUCCUGGUAGUGCUUUUGGUGGAAGAGGUGAUAAAAUGGUGCUACUCCGCGACAAGAUUGGUCAUGGUGAUGUUUAUGACGACGAUGGCAUAGCACAGGUGGCUAUGAGUGAGCCAAUUGUUAUACAGUUUGAGGAAGAUGACAGAACAUCCUUGAGACUGGCUAACAUUGUUUUUGAUGUGUAUCAAAGACCUGAAGAUAUGAAAAAAGAGUCAAAGAGCUUGAUAGAGAGUAUAAGAGAUGAUGAUAGAACUAAUGAAAGAAUCUCUGAAAAAGUUUUUGGAGGGGAGGACAAAGAGUCGAUAGAUCCUAGUGGUGAUGUCAAGCUAGUGAAUGUUGUAGCAGGGAAGAAGCAAGUAUCUGGGACUAGGCCUAAAGGGGAACUUGAGUCCACUACAACUAAAGCAUCUAGAGAGAAGGAUAUGGAAACAUCUUUAAAUGAGAUGAAGGUGUUGUUUAGCGAGGAGCAGAUAUGGGCAAAGAUGGAGGCAUUAAGGAAGAUAGUUGGAUACAGUGUUGCGAGGAGUACGACAUAUUCAGAAGAACUCAAGGCACUAUACAUGUUUACAGGUGUGGAAUUGCCGACAUCAAUGGUGGAGGAGAAUCAAGAUGUUUCACAAGUCAGUGAGAGACUUUGCUUUUUAAUGUCUGUCAUUGGAGUCGAAUAGUUCUUUUGUUAGUCUACUGUACUUUUGUUAUAGCUUAUCCACACUGCUUUGGUACUGCACAAUUACAUGUUUUGUGUUCUUGUUUGCCUUUUUGCACAUCUUUUCCCAAAAAGAUACAUUCGCAUCAGAGAAUAUCAAAAAGAAAUUCCGAUGAACAGAAGCCAAAAAGACAACAAUAUCAAUAACAUACUUUUUUCUUC
Eutrema salsugineum is the source of this 1195-nucleotide messenger RNA. RefSeq lists its product as uncharacterized. The record is from RefSeq and is a predicted model, not a curated record. Bases 138 to 995 code for a protein of 285 amino acids. The transcript is spliced from 4 exons. NCBI's taxonomy places the organism in Eukaryota, Viridiplantae, Streptophyta, Magnoliopsida, Brassicales, Brassicaceae.